GGCCCCUUUAAGGGUGGGCGGGGUUUGGUUGUUAAGGACGCUGGAGGCGGGCCCGGCCCAGCUCCAGCGAGGCCCAGUUGCGGGAUGGAGGCCGAGCUGGGGCUGGGCGAGGAGCCGCGCAGGGCGGGAGUCGGGAUGGCAAAGAUGGGCCGACGAGCCCGCCAGGAUUCCUUUCCAGAGGAGAAUCGUCUCAUCAGGAAGAAUUCCUCUGCCACGUCUACUGGAGAGGAUGAAGACACUGAGGAAAAGGGCCCCCCACCUAAACCCCCACGCCGGCAAGGAGGCUGGGCAGAUGAUCCUGUAAUGGCACCUUCCAAUGCUCUCCUUGCCUCUACCAACUGGUGGUUAUGUUCAGCCCCAGUAAAAGGCAAAAAAACAAUGGGCAGAAGAGUCACCAUAAGAGACGCCCAGCAGGGCAGUAGCAAGAGAUCAGGACGGAAAACUGCAGAAGAAGUAGAAGAUCAUCGCCUCCGGCAGCAGAGCCUGGAGGGAUCAGACGAUGGAGGAGAUAUUCCAGUGAUCCCGGACUUGGAGGAAGUACAGGAAGAAGAUCUUGCCAUGCAAGUGGCAGCUCCACCCAGUAUCCAGGUGAACAGAGUGCUGACAUUCCGUGACCUGGACAAUGACCUCAUGAAGUAUGCUGCCUUCCAAACCUUGGAUGGAGAGAUUGACCUGAAGCUUCUCACCAAGGUUCUGGCCCCAGAACAGGAAGUACGAGAGGAGGAUGUCUGCUGGGACUGGGACCAUCUGUACAUGGAGGUGUCUUCAGAACUCGUGACUGAGUGGGACCUGGGACAGUCUGAGAGAGAUGAGCCCUUGGGUCAGCCCAAGAACAUCUGAGCUCUGGCCAGCUCAGCACACAGGCUCAGACAGCUACAAAUAGUUAGCACUAGUUGUUUUUUUUUUUUUUUUAUCAACUCUUGUAUUUGAGAAAAUAUUCCAGAUCUGAAAGUAAAGGAGGUGGGAGCAUGACAGGAGAGUGGGCUCGACUCCCAGGUAUUUUGUAACAAGAAUAUUUAUUUGUUCUCAAAAUGCCACACUGAAUAAUUUCAAAUACAAAAAAGCAUUUAUGUUUAAACAAUC
Chelonia mydas (Green sea turtle) is the source of this 1083-nucleotide messenger RNA. It is a transcript of the gene IFT43, whose product is annotated as intraflagellar transport 43. Bases 85 to 840 code for a protein of 251 amino acids. The transcript has 11 exons. The record is from RefSeq and is a predicted model, not a curated record. NCBI's taxonomy places the organism in Eukaryota, Metazoa, Chordata, Testudines, Cheloniidae. Gene Ontology annotation, biological process: intraciliary retrograde transport. Gene Ontology annotation, cellular component: intraciliary transport particle A; cilium.